Messenger RNA from Anopheles merus, 1538 nucleotides. RefSeq names its product WD repeat-containing protein 5 (gene wds). The coding region runs from base 257 to 1300 and encodes 347 amino acids. Gene Ontology annotation, molecular function: histone binding. Lineage: Eukaryota; Metazoa; Arthropoda; Insecta; Diptera; Culicidae. Gene Ontology annotation, cellular component: Set1C/COMPASS complex. The record is from RefSeq and is a predicted model, not a curated record. The transcript is spliced from 3 exons.
AGACGCGAACUCGGUGAGAUUAAUUGUUUGGGUUUAGCAUUUUCAGAGUGCUUGUGAAAAAUUGGUCUCAAAUCUUGAAAAUAAAACUUUAAAACUGGAUAAGAAGUAUCUUGCACGUAAAACUGCUGUCGCCAUCUUCAGAUUAACGGCAGUUUGCUUGUGUUCUAAACCAUAAAACACCAAAAAGGACGAACAGCAUUUUAGCUCGCUGUGCAACCUUGGCUUGUGUUUACGGUAAAGACAUACUGCCGAAGCGAUGGUACCAAUCGGGGGUCCUGUAGGACACGGUGGACAUCCGAUUCACAUACCGACUCCGAUACAAACUGCUCCUCCACCGUCACAAAGUCAGCAUGCACCAUCCAGUCAGAACCGGCAAUCACUAUCGGUGAAACCAAACUACACCCUCAAGUUCACCCUUGCCGGACAUACCAAGGCGGUGUCGGCGGUAAAGUUCAGUCCGAACGGUGAAUGGCUUGCAAGCUCCUCGGCCGACAAGUUGAUCAAAAUCUGGGGCGCCUACGAUGGUAAGUUUGAGAAGACGAUCUCCGGCCACAAGCUCGGCAUCAGCGAUGUGGCGUGGUCGAGCGAUAGCCGUCUGCUCGUGACGGCCAGCGAUGACAAGACGCUGAAAAUCUGGGAGCUGAGCUCGGGCAAGUGUCUGAAAACGCUGAAGGGCCACACCAACUACGUGUUCUGCUGCAACUUCAACCCGCAGAGCAAUCUGAUCGUGUCGGGCAGCUUCGACGAAUCCGUGCGCAUCUGGGACGUGCGAACGGGCAAGUGUUUGAAGACGCUGCCCGCACACUCCGACCCUGUGUCGGCGGUUCACUUCAACCGGGACGGGUCGUUGAUCGUAUCGUCCAGCUACGAUGGGCUGUGCCGGAUCUGGGACACUGCCAGCGGCCAGUGUCUGAAGACGCUGAUCGACGAUGACAAUCCGCCGGUAUCGUUCGUGAAGUUCUCGCCGAACGGCAAGUACAUUUUGGCGGCAACGCUCGACAACACGCUCAAGCUGUGGGACUAUUCAAAGGGCAAGUGCCUGAAGACGUACACCGGCCAUCGGAACGAGAAGUACUGCAUCUUUGCCAACUUCUCCGUCACCGGUGGCAAGUGGAUCGUGUCGGGCAGUGAGGACCACAUGGUGUACAUCUGGAACCUGCAGAGCAAAGAGAUCGUGCAGACGCUGCAGGGCCACACGGAUACGGUCCUCUGUACGGCUUGCCAUCCGACGGAGAACAUCAUUGCCUCGGCUGCGCUCGAGAACGAUAAAACGAUAAAGCUUUGGAAGAGCGAUACGUAGAGUGGGAGACGAUGGAAGCGGAGUUAGUUGCGGUGCGAGGAGAAGCUUCUUCACUAUCGUUUAAGGGUAAAUUCAUAAACCAGAACAGUAAGUAGACGGUAGGCGAUGCGGACAGUUGUAGCGAGGUAAGAAAGAUUCAGGAUGGUUUUAUAAGACUUCGACAUCUUGUGUAUAAUAAUAUACAAACUAAACGUGCAUGAUAAUGAUACAACAUAUAUAAGGAAACGACACCGUGUUG